Molecule: messenger RNA, 1808 nt
Organism: Eleginops maclovinus (Patagonian blennie)
Lineage: Eukaryota; Metazoa; Chordata; Actinopteri; Perciformes; Eleginopidae
Gene: mpzl3
Product: myelin protein zero-like 3
Exons: 6
Coding region: 170-955 (261 amino acids)
Cellular component (GO): plasma membrane
Source: RefSeq, a predicted model, not a curated record
UUACUCCCUAUGAUCCAUUUCCUGAUACACCUGUUUGUCAGGUAGGCUACAUUAGGCUCGCCAGCACGCAGUGAGCAGGCGCAACGGAGACACUGAGUCAUGACAAGAUAGAUAAUGGACGGAAUUUUUUCGAGGGUUUGACGCAACUUGGCCUUUUUUUUUCAUCGUCAUGCGAGUGAACCCGUUUUCACAUAUUAAAAUGCAUCGACCUCGCCAAGGGAAUACCGCUCUGAACGUAGUUUUGCUGCUGUAUUUGGUCGGGUUUUUCGCCCCUUCCCUAGUCUCCUCCAUCUCAGUGAGUACACCAGCAGAGCUCCAUGCAUCUAAAGGGGAUUCCGUCACAUUGUCCUGCACUUUCAAAUCCACCAGUAGGCCAACCAGUAAGAUGACUGUGGACUGGUCUUAUAGGCCCCAGAGUGGAGGGCCGCCACUGACAUUUUUCCACUUCUCCUCCCGGGCGUUUCUUCCGGUUGAUGGUCAGUUUGCCGGUCGUGUCCAGUGGGAGGGAAUCCCAGCGCGCGGGGAAGCCUCCAUCAUUCUGAUCAACGCUACGUUAAAUGAUAAUGGGACCUACACAUGCUCCGUUAGAAACCCUCCUGAUGUCCACGGCUCUCCAACUUCAUACACUGUACUCACUGUCACACCGAAAGUGGCCAGCAUUCACUUCACCGAUGUUGCGGUCCUCCUCGCUUUUGUCCUCCUCCCCUCCACCAUCAUCACCCUCAUUCUGAUUGCUCGGAUACUGUGUCCCAAGAAGCAGCGCGACCAAUCGAAGGCCUACAGAUCGCCCAUAGAGGUCACAGAGGGAGAGGAGUAUGGCAUCCAUCCAAUUCCCAAAGAAAAGAAGGCCUCAUGCUGUGACCUAUAUAUGAUGGACUCGGAGGAUGAAGAACACUAUUACGAACAAAAAAAGAGGCCUCCUACGGAUGAAGGCUAUGCUGAGUCUCAGUGCUAGAGACCCCUUGCAGGGUGGAAGAUGUUACUGUAACAUCUAAACGUUCUGGUGCCUUGCAUAUGGGAAAUACUGAAAAGAUGCUGGAUUUCUUUUGCCACGGUUAAACCCUUACCCAGUUUGGUGACUUUUUGUGCUGACCCCUUUGGAAUAAUACUUGUAUUUUUGUCUUAAUGUUGUGUGUCCAGCAUUACAUUAAGACUAAAGAUGAUGCCACUAAUUUGAUUUACCUGUUUCCUACAGGUUUCUAAAUUUACAAGGCCAUGCCAGAGGUCUUACUUCCUCAUUUUUAGGGCUUGUAGUCUUGAUGAUAUCUUAUUUGUUUAUUAUAGCAAUACCGACUGACCCUGUCUAUGCAAACACAAACACAAACACACAGGGGAUCACUAUUUGUAUAUCUUUAAUAUUAGUCACUUUCUUAUUGUGAAGAAGAUAGAUGCAUUAUUUUUGUAAUUUAUUGUCCGUGUCUGAGCAGCUGCAUGAAAUCUGUCAAUAUCUUUGUUGAGCUUUUGUGGAACAUUUCUGUCAUAGCUUUAAUAUUCGGACAUAAAAUAAAUCGUUUGAUUUGUGUAAACAACCACCUAAUAAUAUUUAUGCAGUAUAUUGUGUAUACAGUAUAUUUUCUAUAUUGUCAGUUUACAUUACUGUCAAAUAUUAUUAUUUCAACAUCAGCAGUUAAUGUGUGUGUCAUUGUACUGCUCGGCAUAUUUUACAGGACGUCCUAGAGUGGAUGUGGUCUUUAAUGGAUGUGGUCACUUCCUGUGAUGUAACAGUCUUUGUUUUGGAUGCACCGCUUUGCUUCGUUUAUUCAUUUUUUUGCAACAGUUUUUGCUUAAAUAAAUAUUUCAGGAGCUGG